AUGGCCGAGGCAGCAGAGCAGAGCGACGACGGCAGCCGCAGCUGCAACUUCCUCGUCGUCGCCUACGGGAUCCAGGGCCACCUCAACCCGGCCCGCUCCCUUGCCCGCCGUCUCGCCGGCAUCGACGGCGUCACGGCCACGCUCUCGGUGCAGGUCUUCGGCCACCGUCGCCUCUUCCCGUCCUCCUCCGGCGACGAGGAGGUCAGCGACGGCGUCAUCUCCUACAUCCCCUUCUCCGACGGCCUGGACGACGGCAGCUGGCCCACCGACUCGGACGAGGACAGGGAGCGCUACCGCAGAGCUAGCAUCCAAAGCCUCUCAUCGGUGGUGCGCCGCCUCGCGGGCGCCGGCCGGCCGGUCACCUGCGUGGUGUGCACCCUCAACAUGCCGGCCGUGGUCGAGGUGGCGCGCGCGCACGGGCUGGCGCUCGCCAUGUACUGGAUCCAGCCGGCCACGGCGCUCGCCGCCUACUACCACUACUUCCACGGCCACGCCGAGGACGUCGCCUCCCACGCCGCCGAUCCGGCGCACGAGGCCGCGCUGCCGGGCCUCCGCCGGCCGCUCAGGAUCCGUGACAUGCCGUCCUUCAUCGUCGACGACGCCACUGGUGGCGGGAACGGGAUCUCCAAGAUGGUCCUACAGGGCUUCCGCCAGCUGUUCGAGCAGAUGGACGAGGAGGGGAUGAUGGUGCUGGUGAACACGCUCGAAGCCCUCGAGGCGACUGCUCUGGAGGCGAUCCGGCCGUACCUGGACGCCGGCGUCUUCGCCGUCGGCGUGCCUGCCGUCCCGCUCCCCGGAGCCGGAAAAGAAGACGACAGGGUCCACCUGUUCGCGCAGGACCAGAAGAGCGGCUACAUGGCGUGGCUGGACGCGCGGCCGGCCAGGACGGUCGUGUACGUGUCGUCGGGGAGCAUUCUGACGUACAGCGCGCGGGAGGCGGAGGAGAUCCUGCUCGGCCUGCGCCGCCUCGCGCGCCCGUACCUGUGGGUUGUGCGCCGGGAGGGGCGCUCGCCGGAGGUGGACCGCCUCCUCCUCGAGGAAGCAGAGGCGGCGGGGACAGAAGGGGUGGUGGUGGAGUGGUGCGACCAGGUGCGCGUGCUGUCGCAUCCGUCCGUGGCGUGCUUCGUCACGCACUGCGGGUGGAGCUCCACGCUGGAGGCGGUGGCGUGCGGCGUGCCGGUCGUGGCGGCGCCGAGCUGGUCAGACCAGCCGGUGAACGCGCACCUGCUGGAGGAGGAGUGGGGCGUCGGCGUCCGGGCGGAGCGCGACGCCGACGGGGCGCUGACCGGUGCGGAGCUGGCAAGGUGCGUCGAGCUGGUGGUGGAGGGCGGAGAGAUGGCGGAGGCGAUCGCAGCGAACGUGAGGGUUUGGAAGGGGAAGGCACGGGAGGCGGUGGCCGCCGGCGGACCGUCCGAGAGAAGCCUUCGAAGCUUCGUCAAGAUGGUGCAAGAAGAGGAUGAAUUCGCUAGACGUGCACAAGAGAUCCUCUCGACGCCACCGUCUUGCACUUGA
This is a messenger RNA of Lolium rigidum, 1512 nucleotides long. Its product is annotated as cyanidin 3-O-rutinoside 5-O-glucosyltransferase-like. Lineage: Eukaryota; Viridiplantae; Streptophyta; Magnoliopsida; Poales; Poaceae. The coding region runs from base 1 to 1512 and encodes 503 amino acids. The transcript has a single exon. The record is from RefSeq and is a predicted model, not a curated record. Gene Ontology annotation, molecular function: UDP-glycosyltransferase activity.